Molecule: messenger RNA, 3987 nt
Organism: Clunio marinus
Lineage: Eukaryota; Metazoa; Arthropoda; Insecta; Diptera; Chironomidae
Source: the annotation of a GenBank genome assembly
GUUAGUUGCUUUUGCAAUCAAAGUCAAUCAAUGGAAACGAGUUUAACAAUAAAAAUAGAGAAAACAUAUUUAACUUUCGUGAUAAUAUUCUAAAAGUGCCUAAAUAUUAAUAAUUUCAAAUCAAUUUUUAAAUAAUAAAUAUGAUGUCUCUAAGUAUUCCAAGCUUGGGUGAAAAUGAACAAAUUUGCAUCUUCCUGGAAAGAGGAACUUUGAUAACAAAGUAUUAUCAGAAAAAGCGACCUGAAAAGAAAUGUUUGAGUUUAAGACGUGAAACUCGACAGGUGCUAAUCAACCCGAUCUCAGCAGCGGCCACCGCGUCAUCAUCAAGCAAUCCCUCGAGAAAUAAUUAUGAAUUUGCCCUUGAAUUGCGUGAAGUCAAAGAAAUCCGGUUCGGAAAGAAUUCAAAAGAUUUCGAGAAAUGGGAUGAAAGCAAGAAAGUUGAUUAUCAGAAAUGUUUUGUUAUCUUAUAUGGCAAUGAAUUCAAAUUGAAGACCUUUUCGGUAGUGGCACAUUCUGAAAAAGAGUGUGAGAUGUGGAUAAAGGGAUUAAAGUACAUGGUUAACGAUACAACACAUUCACCAUAUCCGCUUCAAGUUGAACGAUGGCUGAGAAAAGAAUUCUAUGCAAUGGAAAACACAAACAAAGCGGUGUCAUUAAAAGAGGUGAAAGCUUUUUUACCGAAAAUUAAUUUUAAAAUUUCCACAUCGGAGUUGAACAAACAUUUUCAAAUUGCCGACACAAGAAGACGAAAUGAGAUUGGCUUUGAUGACUUUACGAAAUUAUAUCAGAAUUUAAUUAAUGUUCCUACAUUUUUAAUGGAUUGCUUCAACAGUCCAAUGCCUUAUUCAGAAAAUACUGAAACAGUAACAUUAAAGGAGUUUCAGAAAUUCUUAUUAACUGAACAAGGCGAAGAAAAGGCAAAAGACGAUCAAUUUAUAUCAACUUUCAUUCAAGAAUUCGUACAAGAUACAUCACGUGAUGUUCAAGAACCAUAUUUCACAAUAAAUGAGUUCAUCGAUUAUUUAUUCUCGAAGCAGAAUGAAAUUUGGGAUAAUAAAUAUAAUCGAGUCUAUCAAGACAUGACGAAGCCUUUAUGUGAUUAUUGGAUUUCCUCAUCUCACAAUACUUAUCUCUUUGGUGAUCAAUUUUCAUCAGAAUCAUCAACUGAAGCCUAUGUUCGUGCGUUGCGAAUGGGUUGUCGUUGUAUUGAGCUUGAUUGUUGGGACGGUCCUGAUGGUCCGCUUAUCUUUCAUGGUCACACAUUCACAACAAAAAUUAAGUUUAAAGAUGUCAUUAAAAUAAUUAAAGAGCAUGCAUUUGUCACUUCACAAUUUCCUUUAAUUCUAUCAAUUGAACAAAAUUGUUCACUCGUUCAGCAACGUAAAAUGGCACAAUUAAUGAUUGAAGUGUUUGGUGAUAUGUUGUUGACACAACCACUUGAGAAAAACGAGACCAAAUUACCAUCACCGCAUGCACUUAAAAGAAAAAUCAUUUUGAAGCAUAAAAAGCUUGUUUAUUGUGAAGGAUCUAGUCACAAUGCAUUCUUUGUUGAUGAUAGCAAUGGCACAUCGAAUAACAAUCUCAUGAGACAAGACGAAAAUGAACUUGACAUUAGAAAUACCGUUAAGAGUGGAAUUCUUUAUCUUGAAGAUCCAGUUGAUAAGGUUUGGAAUCCACAUUUCUUCGCGUUGACACCGCACAAUAAGAUCUUUUACACCGAUAGCUACAAGCUUGAUCGCGAUGACGUUCGUGAUGAAGAAGUUGAAAGUUUAGCUCGUUCUAAAGAGCCGGCAACAAACGAUGAAUUGCAUUUUGGAGAAAAUUGGUUUCACGGUAAAUUAUCUGGUGGAAGGGAAGAAGCUGAAAGUCUUUUACGUCAAUAUUCGCAUCUUGGUGAUGGAACAUUCCUCGUACGAGAGAGUGUAACAUUUGUCGGCGAUUAUUGUUUAUCAUUUUGGAGGAAAAACAAACCAAACCAUUGCAGGAUUAAGAUAAAGCAAGAGAGAGGAAGCACCAAGUACUACCUGUUCGAAAAUGUUUUGUUUGACAACCUUUACAGCUUGAUUAUGUAUUAUCGUCAAAAUGUGUUGAGGUCGUCAGAGUUUUCAAUUAUGUUGAAAGAGCCGGUACCGCAACAAAACAAACACGAAAUGUGUGAAUGGUAUUUUCCAACAGCAACAAGGGAACAGUCCGAGCUUAUUUUAUCACACAUGCCAAAUGAUGGAAGCUUUUUGGUGAGACCAAGCGAUAAGGGCCAAAAUACUUUUGUCAUUUCGUUCAAAGCUCAACAGAAAAUCAAACACUGUUUGAUUAAAAGUGAAGGACGGUUAUAUGAAGUCGGCUCAAUGAAAUUUGAAAGCUUAAUCGACUUAAUCAAUUAUUACAUGAAGUUUGUACUUUACGGUAAGGUAAAGUUGAGUCAUCCCGUAUCGAAAGAUAUUGUUAAGCGAAUGGGAAAUCUAACACUUCUCGAAGACGACAAUGCUUACACAUCUUCUGGUUAUAUGGAUCCAUCGACAGUUGCUAGAGAUAAGGUAACGGUGAAGGCGCUUUAUGAUUAUAAAGCACAGCAUGACGACGAGCUUUCAUUCUGUAAACACGCGAUAAUCACGAAUGUUGAUAAGAAAAAUAAUCAAUUGUGGUGGACUGGAGAUUACGGUGGAAAAAUUCAGCACUAUUUUCCAGCGAAUUAUGUUAUUGAAAUCACCGGAGUUGAUGGUUUCGAUGGAAAUGACACCAACAACGACACACUUCUCGGAAAUCUUCAGAAAGGAGAAAUCGAUGUUAGUGGAGCUGUUGUUGAGCUUGCUGUUCUUCCAGGUGGUGAAGUUGAAUGGAUGAUUCGUAUUCACACACCUUCAAUGCAAAACUUUUUUGAAAUUGGAGCAGCAACAAAAGAACUUGCUGUUGAAUGGAGAAAUGCAAUCAUGGAAGCAGCACAAAAUGCAAGUGUUCUGGAAAAUGAAAGAAGAAAAAUGGAACGGAACUCGAAAGUGGCAAAAGAAAUGUCAGAUCUAAUCAUUUAUUGUCGUAGUGUGCCAUUCAAAAAUGCUGGAUGGUUGUUUUAUGAAAUGUCGUCGUUCGCUGAAACGAAAGCAGAAAAAUAUUUCCUACAACAGGAAAUCAAACUUUUCCUUCGCUACCAUCGAAAUCAAAUCAGUCGCGUUUAUCCGAAAGGUCAACGGCUCGAUUCAUCGAAUUUCCAUCCAAUUGCUUUCUGGAAUGUCGGAUCACAGAUGAUUGCUUUGAACUUUCAAACGCCCGAUAAGCCAAUGCAAAUUCUAAUGGGAAAGUUUCGUGACAAUGGCGCGUGUGGUUUUAUUUUAAAGCCAAGUUUCAUGCAGAGAGACGAUUAUGAUCCCAACGAUCCAUCUUGCGAAGACCUUGAUCAGGUGCUUGUGACUUUGCGUAUUAUUGCAGCUCGCCACUUAUUUAAAAGCGGACGUACUAAUAUAUCAUCGCCAUUAGUAGAAGUUGAAGUUCUUGGCGCCGCUUACGACUCGGGGAUCAAGCUGAGAACGAAGGCUAUCUCUGAUAAUGGCUUUAAUCCGAUUUGGAAUGAAUUAUGCGAAUUUAAAAUUAAAAAUUCUUCAUUGGCUUUGCUACGUUUCGAAGUUCAGGAUGAAGAUAUGUUUGGUGAGAAGAAUAUGAUCGGCCAAACGACGUUCCCUCUCAAUUGUCUUCGCACUGGUUAUCGAAGCAUUCCUUUACGCAAUAAAUACAGUGAAGAACUUGAACUAGCAGCACUUCUUGUGCAUUUCUCUAUCAAACAAAUUAAAGAUCGUUAAUUAUAAAGAAAUAUAUUUCUCAAUUUUAUAUUAGAUUAUCCACAAUGUGCAAUUAUUUCUAUUUUAAAUAAAACUUUUAUGCACCAAUGAGAAUUUCUUGCGAAAAUAUUUUAAUGUAGUUUUGAAUAUCUGAAUAAAUAAAGGAUUAAAAGAUAAAUUGAAGGAAUGUCUAAAGAGUUUAAUUGAUUCUUUUGAAUUU